Molecule: messenger RNA, 2153 nt
Organism: Cylas formicarius (sweet potato weevil)
Lineage: Eukaryota; Metazoa; Arthropoda; Insecta; Coleoptera; Brentidae
Product: beta-glucuronidase-like
Exons: 13
Coding region: 113-2011 (632 amino acids)
Biological process (GO): carbohydrate metabolic process; glucuronoside catabolic process
Molecular function (GO): carbohydrate binding; beta-glucuronidase activity
Source: RefSeq, a predicted model, not a curated record
AACUUAUCUGUCACCAAGUAGAAUGCACAAAAACAAUAUUAUUUAGUCAAAAUCGGGCAUUAGUAUUAGUGAAGUUAAUAAAAAAACAAGCAACGAAUCGAAUUCGUAAAACAUGAAAAAGACAUUAGUAUUGUUUCUCUUCCUCUGGAAGAAUGACGUUUGGUGCGACGGGGGCAUUUUACAACCAAGACCCUCCGAAACAAGGGAACAGUUUAGUUUGGAUGGUUUAUGGUAUUUUACGACGAAUAAAGACUCCAUCAGCAAUAUUGAACUGGCAUCAGAUUUAGACAUAAAUUUGAUGCCAGUACCUUCCAGUUAUAACGACAUAACUACAAAUCCUAACCUGCGCGACCAUGUUGGAUCCGUUUGGUAUAACAGGAAAUUUUUCGUGCCUGACUCCUGGCAAAAUAAGAGGGUGUGGAUCAGAUUUGGUUCUGUUUGCUACAGUGCCGAUGUGGUGAUCAAUGGGAUACUUGUCGUUCACCACGAAGUUGGUCAUUACCCAUUUGUUGCUGACGUCUCUUCGGUCUUAAAUUACGGAUUGGAAAAUAAUAUAACGGUGACCGUAGAUAAUACGCCUUCUUCCACGACCAUACCACAAGGAGGUGUCGAAACUUUAAUAACGAAUAGAAAAAAAUUGACAUACACAUAUGAUUAUUUCAACUACGCUGGUAUAGAUAGAUCAGUAGUGCUUUACACCACUAAUCAAAUCUAUAUCGAUGACGUUAAAGUUCUUACAGCCAUUAGUAACGCAACUUCAGCCACUGUCACUUACAAUGUUACGAUAGUUGGGAACAGCUCUCCUAUUUCGAUUAAGUUGAAGAUAUUGGAUAAGGCAGGAAAAACAGUGGCGUCUGAUGAAUCUCAAGAGAGCUAUGGUAAUUUGACGAUACCAGAGGUAAAGCUUUGGUGGCCUCACCUAAUGGAUCCUGCCCCAGGAUAUCUCUACUCUCUGAAGAUUGAUUUAUACGAAAAAGAUCAGCUGGUUGAUACUUAUACUCAGCCCUUUGGAGUAAGAGAACUAACCUUUGAUGAUACGUCCUUCAAGAUAAACGGAAAAAAUGUCUAUAUUAGAGGUUUUGGCAAACACGAAGAUUCGGACAUAAGAGGCAAAGGUUUUGACCUGGCUUUGGUCUUAAGAGACUACAAUCUCUUAAAAUGGAUCGGAGCCAACGCCUUUCGAACUUCCCACUACCCCUACGCAGAGGAAAUUAUGGACUUAGCCGAUCAGUUGGGAAUUAUGGUCAUCGAUGAAGUUCCGGCUAUCAAUUUAGAUGACUACAAUGAUGAACUUUUGGAAAAUCACAAGAGGUCUUUAACAGAUUUGUAUCACAGGGAUAAAAAUCGUCCGUCAGUUAUAAUGUGGUCGGUUGCGAAUGAACCCAGGUCACAAAAGGACGAAGCUACCGACUAUUUUAGGCACGUUGUUGCUCAUAUAAAGUCCUUUGACAAAACCAGGCCGGUGACCGUUUGUAACAUGUACACCUAUAACGAAGAUCAUUCCGGGCAGUUUCUUGAUAUCCUAAGUGUCAAUCGGUAUUAUGCUUGGUACAACAACGUGGCAGAAUUAGACGGUAUUUACAAAAGAUUGAUUGACGAAUGUAGAAGCUGGAACAAAUUACAUAACAAGCCCGUGUUAAUAUCCGAAUACGGGGCGGACUCUGAAGAGGGACUUCAUAUCCUACCGACGUACAUUUGGUCGGAGGAAUUUCAAAACGAUCUGAUGGCUCAGCACUUCCGAGCUUUUGACGAAAUGCGAAACGAGGGAUGGUUUAUAGGUGAAAUGAUCUGGAACUUCGCUGAUUUUAAAACCGACCAGGAGAUUAGGCGAGUUGGAGGAAACAAAAAGGGGGUAUUUACUAGAAACCGUCAGCCAAAAUCCUCUGCCUUUCUCCUGCGGAAGAGGUACUGGGCACUUGCUCAAGCGAUAGACAAUGUUACCGCCCCAUCUGAUAUUCAGGAAUAUGUUAUAGAUGAUGUUUCUAGCAAAAUGUCCCGAGAUGAAUUUUAGUAUUUUACCAUAACUGCAAAUAAAGUUAUAAUUGGUUUCUUUCAAAUGAAUGAAAUUAAAGUUUUGUGAAAAUAUCCUCAGUUAUUAUUGCAUUUGCAUCACAUAUUUUUUGAGCAACUAACUGAGCAAUUAUCCAUUUGAA